CCACACGCUGGCCACACUAACACGCUCCGGUGUGCGUUUGUAAAUUGUGUUUUUUUGUUGGCGCCGGCAUUUCCUUACCAACAUGGAUCUGGUGGAGCUGCUGCAGCAGGCCCAGCGCCUGGCGAACGAGACCAAGAUGGACACGGAGAUGCCGGGCGUGGAGCGAACCAUGACGCAGGUGCUGCAGGCCACCCAGGAGCUCCACUCGCGUAUCACCCAAACGGGUACCAACGAUCUGCAGGCCCACAUACUGCUCGGCUCCAAGGGCGUGGACCUGCCCAAGCUGACGCAGAAACUGGAUACGCUGAGCGCCCGCCAAUCCUUCGAGCCACUCGAUCCCGUCACGGACACCGAUGUGCAGGGCUAUCUGAAGAACGAGCGCGAGAACGCCAUCCUGUCUGUUAUAGACGAAACGAAUCGCAGUAUUUUCGAGUCUGUGGAGCGGCAGAAGUGGCGCUGCAUCUACGCCGAGUGGGGCAAGGAAAAGGAAUCGCUGCUGAACGCUCUGGUGGGUCCGCGCCAGCAGGACUUUCCCGACGUGCAGCGUCACAUGGUGCCCACAUCGAUGGCCGACGAACCCACGCCGUUCUCCCGCCUGAAUAGUAUCCAGCAGCUGUACGCUGCAAAGAUCACCGCCUACAAUGAGUCGCACAUCCAGGGCACUCAGCGUCCCAAUCUGGUGACGACCUUUGCCGUGCUGGCCCAGGAAUCCUUCGACGAUCCGCUCGUGGCCGAGAUGUGGAACGUGCUGGAGUACAUGGCCGCUGUGACGCCGCUGUCGCGCAACAUCGAUCCCAUCCAGAGUCGCCAGACGGCGCCGCAGUUCAUCCAUCAGGCGCGCACCUAUCUGGAGCGCAGAUAUAAGACCUACAUGAACAAGGUGAUCGAGCAGAAUCUAGUGCUGGCCCGACGCGGUGGCAUUCCCAAUGUCUACAACCUGGUGGGCUCGUAUGUGGGCGUCACAUUCCGAAAUCCUCAAUCACUCUACGGACUGCACGACGUCAACAAUGGACGGCCGCUGUGGCCGCUGGUCUACUAUAGCCUGCGAAGCGGUGAUCUGGGCGCAGCUGUGCUCUACCUUAAGGAAUCGGGCGUCUGUCCCGAUCUGCUCAAGCUGAUGACGCUGCAGAAGAACGGCAAUACGGAGACCUUGACGGGCAAGAUCGAGGGUCAGCUCAAGCUGGAGUACAACAACAAUAAGCUGCAUGUCUGCACAGAUCCCUACAAAAAGGCGGUUUACGCCAUCGUGCUGGCCUGUGAUCCACAGGAUUCGCACGCGGAACUUAUGCGUAGCAUCGAUGACUUCCUCUGGCUGCAGCUGUCCAUUCUGCGCGGCCAGGACAAGCGCGACUAUAACAUCGAGCAGCUGACCUACAGUGGCCUGCAAUCGAUGAUCCUGGACAAGUACGGCGAGAAUUACUUCAAUGCGCGCGAAAAGACGCCGCUCUACUUCCAGGUGCUGGCCCUCACCGGUCAAUUUGAGGCCGCCAUUGAGUUUCUGGCCCGCACCGAGCAAAAUCGUCCGCACGCCGUUCACAUGGCCAUUGCCCUCAACGAGCUGUGCAUGCUGGGUGCCCCGAGUUCCGUGAAACAGCCACUCCUCAGCUCCGAACCCGACGAUCCGCCGCCGAUGAAGCGUCUCAAUCUGGUGCGGCUGAUCGUGAUGUAUGCCAAGUUCUUCGAGCAGACGGACACCGAGCAGGCGCUGCAGUACUACUACCUGCUGCGACACUUCAAGGCCGAGGACGGCAGCAAUGCCAUGCUCAGUUGUGUCUGCGAUCUGCUCGUGGAGAACUGCGAUGACCGCAUGCUGCAACUGGUCUUCGGCGAGGAGGAUGGAUCCAACUCCUUCCGCUACAAGGGCGGCAUCUUUGCCGAGUUCCAUACGAUGGACUACGACAUGUACUCGCUGGCCGGAAUGGUGGGCGAUGAGCUGUCGAAGCGCAGCAACUACGAGUCGGCCAUCAAGCUGUACUUCAUCGCCGGCCAGCUGGACAAGGCGCUGCGACUGGUGUGCUCCUUGCUGUCGCAGGUGGUGCACCAGCCAUCGCGACCGGGCAGCAUGCGGGAGCGUCUGAGGGCAGUCACCCAGCGUAUGGACGCGGCGCUGGCCGAUCGCAAAACGAACGUGGAGGCCCAUGUGAUUGUCACCUAUACGGUGUUGUCGCAGGUAAUGGAGUUUUUCGAUCUCUUUCACGCUGGCGAAUCGCGUUUGGCAUCGAAAAUACUGGCCAACAAUAGGCUGAUACCGGCCAACUCGAACGAGGUGGACGAGUGUGUCACAAACCUAAAACGCAUGGGUCCGGAGAUCAUCAAGGUGCUGCCCGACAUCCUGCUGGCGGCCAUGGACAUUGUCUAUGCGGAGUAUGUCGCUCAGCGGGGCACCAGCGGCACGGGUUCGGUCUACGGCGAUGAAACCAAGAUCGAAAACCGGGAAGCCAGCCUGCGACAUUUGCGGGGCAGAGCCAAGGCGCUGACCAACAUGGCAGCCAGUGUUCCGUACCGCAUGCCAUCGACCACCAACCAGCGGCUCGUUCAGCUGGAGAUCCUUAUGCACUAACUAGCUAACUAACACUAGCCGGAUUGAAAACACCUCAACCAGCUGAGUUUGUGUCUAAGAUUACUUCACUGAAUAAGCUGGUUGGGAUAUUUUCAAAGUUGUUGAAUUUAGAAAAACACUUUCAUGGAUACAAAUGUCUAUUUGGGGUGCCAGUGAGAAAUCUCUGGCUGCAUGAAAUAUACUUUAAAGCACUCCAAAACUUUA
Molecule: messenger RNA, 2764 nt
Organism: Drosophila elegans
Lineage: Eukaryota; Metazoa; Arthropoda; Insecta; Diptera; Drosophilidae
Product: nuclear pore complex protein Nup93-1
Exons: 5
Coding region: 83-2560 (825 amino acids)
Biological process (GO): protein import into nucleus; poly(A)+ mRNA export from nucleus
Cellular component (GO): nuclear pore
Molecular function (GO): structural constituent of nuclear pore
Source: RefSeq, a predicted model, not a curated record